Messenger RNA from Epinephelus lanceolatus (giant grouper), 1436 nucleotides. Lineage: Eukaryota; Metazoa; Chordata; Actinopteri; Perciformes; Serranidae. The record is from RefSeq and is a predicted model, not a curated record.
AGAUGUUCAGCUUCAGAAAACGAGCCCUGGAUGAUGUGGAAGCAGGAGCAGCAGAGGAGAAGAAACUAAAAGUAAUUCGGCCACAGAGACUUCCUCAUGGUCUGUACAAUCAGGGCGCCACAUGCUACCUCAACAGUGUCCUGCAAGUUCUCUUCAUGACAACAGAGAUCCAUGACAGGUUGGAUCCAAAAUCACAGAUCACAGAUGAAGAGCUGAGAAACCUCUUUGAAGAACUGAAAAAAGCAACAUGUGGAACAGAAAAGAUCACGGAGAUUUUGGCCAUUGAAAAUGUUCAUGAACAACGUGAUGCUGUUGAAUGCCUUGAGCUGAUUUUACAUGAGGUCAGCCCACAGGCCUCUGAGGUUUUCGAAGGACAGCUAGCGUACACAACAAAGUGCUCUGAUGGCCACAACAUCAACGAAGAGACGAAUCCAUUCUGGACUCUUCCUCUGUCACUGAAAGAUACCCAUGAUGAUACAACCUACAGCGUGGAAAAUGGCUUUAAAAGGAUUUUCCAGCUGAAAUCAUUCAGCGGAGACAACAUGGUGUACUGCAACGAAUGUGAAAAGAAAACAGACGCAACCUGUGGAUGUGAGAUGGUGACAUAUCCUCAGAUUUUGAUUCUACUCCUCAAGAGGUUUGACUUUGACUACAGCACCAUGUCAUAUUUCAAGACGAACCGCUGUGUGGACGUGCCACGAACGUUACAGAGAAAGAACAACAAGUACGAACUGUAUGGGAUGGUGAAUCACAUGGGGGGUCUCAGAGGAGGACAUUACACAGCCACCAUCCUGUCCAACGAGGACAAAACCUGGUAUGAGUUUAAUGACGAUCACGUCAGCCAGACUGGCUGUGAUGCUGAGUGGCCCUUUGAGGAGGUUUGUAAAAUGGCUCUUCUGACCCCUGAAGAAAGGGAUUAUUUUGAAAGUAAAAUCUUCAGCAACACUGGCGAGAGUUACUUGGAUGUCAAAGUGUGUCCUGGAUGCCAGUCUCGUGUGAUGAGAACUGACCUCCAUGAUCUCAGCGUCCAGUGCCCAGUGUGCACAGCGAGGAGAAGAAGGGCUUAUCUGUUCUGCUGGCAGUGUUUGAAGAAGUGGAAAGGCCCAGCUCCACGUUCAGACCGCUGUGGGAAUGCAGACUGCCAAGACCCACUGGAAAUACUGAGAAACUGCCCGGAUAUCACCUUCAAGGAUGUGGAGGGGGUCACUGGCUGUCCCUCCAUCCGUGCCUGUCCCACCUGUGGUGUUCUGGUGGAGCAUAAUAGAACUUACUGUAAAAACAUUUAUUGUGUGCGGUGUAAGGUGGAGUUCUGUUUUGUGUGUCUGAAGCUCACUAAAGAGUGUGCGGAUGUGAAGAACGCAUCCUCAUAUUUUGAACUUUGCCCCAGUGGUGUCGCACCAAGACAGACCUCUAUACCUGUGUGGCAGAGGACAUGA